Hypomesus transpacificus is the source of this 1731-nucleotide messenger RNA. It is a transcript of the gene il17d, whose product is annotated as interleukin 17d. NCBI's taxonomy places the organism in Eukaryota, Metazoa, Chordata, Actinopteri, Osmeriformes, Osmeridae. Gene Ontology annotation, cellular component: extracellular region. The transcript has 2 exons. The record is from RefSeq and is a predicted model, not a curated record. Gene Ontology annotation, molecular function: cytokine activity. Bases 329 to 940 code for a protein of 203 amino acids. Gene Ontology annotation, biological process: inflammatory response.
ACCUUCUCCUGCUCUGCAGAAACUCGGGAGAAACAGGACACUUAAAAUGGACGGCUUCAUCGUUUAUCAGUAUAUUAUUCAUUAUACUGUGUACAUUUAUUAACUGUCACUUGGCGAUCACACGCAGAGACCGCUAAAAGAUUUACACGCAAGAAAGUAGAUUAGACAAGUAUUUGGCAUAUUGUGAGAAAAAGUCGGACUACUUGGUCAACCACAUUUCAAAUGUGACGUCACGUGUGAAUAGUUUCUAAAUUCUGCGUAGUUUUUUACCCCAAGUUUUUGCUAUACUAUUUUAAGCCGUUCGCAGGUUGCAAUCUAGUGCGCAACAAUGUUUUAUCGAGUUUUCCCUAUGUUUUUGCAUCUUGUCCUUUUGAGCGAGGGGGUUCUGGCAGCCAGGACAUCCAGGAAAACUACCCGAAGUCGUUCGUGUCUUGAUUUACCGGAGGAGAUCCUGGAACAAAUGUUCGGACGACUUUCGGUCGGUGUCCUUAGCGCAUUCCACCAUACUCUGCAGCUGGCGCCGCUGGAGAGACAAAAUCUGACCUGCCCAUCCGCUGGCCGCCCGGUUCCCGAUAGAAAGUCCCGGAUCCCAGUGAACUUUCUCAGCCUCUCUCCAUGGGCAUACAGGAUUUCCCACGACCCAGCAAGGUACCCCCGGUUCAUUCCAGAAGCUUACUGUUUAUGUAAAGGUUGCCUGACGGGUCCCUUCGGACAGGAGAGUGACCAGUACCGUAGCACCCCGGUCUAUAUGCCGUCCGUCAUCUUGCAACGCACUGGCUCCUGCGUGGGGGGUCGUCAUUCCUACACCGAGAGCUAUGUCUCCAUCCCAGUGGGCUGCACGUGCGUCCCGCUGCUGGCGAAAGACAGGGACGUACAGACUAGCAACCAGAGUCUGGAACGAGCGCAGGCCAAACCGCUCAUCAAUGAUAAGAACGUUUAACGAACAGUAUAGGCCGUGUGCGUCAAGAGGAACCCUAUAAGAAGAUGUUGGAAUAGAGUUGUGUAAUAUAUGCCUGCGCCAAUACUAAUACUUUCCCCCCUUCUCCUUACCACGGCAGACUUAGUAGCCAGUCGUUCAUCAAUUCAAAAGCCAAACUGCACUUAUCUACAUACACUGCCACCUGGAGAGGAACUAGAUUUCCCAUUUGUGCCAAAAUGUUUCUAAAAGGUUUCAUAGUCGUGUAGUGUCCUAUAAGAACAUAUUCUGCAAACACUUCCCCCAGUUUUUUUCCUUUCUUUCUUGACUGCACAGCUAUCAGUCCAGCAACUAUAGUUGCUGGUGGGCAAAUAGGCCUACGUUGUACGCACCCCUCCAAUGUCAAAUUUGAAUAGGAGAACAUUUGGCAUCUAAUUAAAAAUAACUGCUUUCAGUUGACCCCAUCUUUAUUCAUAAACACAUUUAGUAUAAAAGUGUAAGAACAUUGUCUGCUAACCCCAAAAAGCUGCCUCUAGCUUAUAAUCUUUUGAAUAUGAAAACACAAACAUUUCAAAAUCUUCUUGAAUACAUGGGGAUUUAAACAGUCAACAACAAACCCAUUUGUCUGGGUAUAACAGUGGUAUAACAUAGUACAGCACAAAAUGCAGACAUUAAGUUGCCCCAACAGGCCACUGUGUAUCAAAAAGUUAAAUGAAAAUAAAUUGAAGAGAAAAUUAUUAAAAUUCAUAAUAGGAAGUUGUCUCGUGUCGUACCUGUUCUACCUUUCCAUCUAUCUUUCUCCCUCUGUUCCUCUC